GCCGACCUCACCCAAAAAAAUAUCUCCGCUCGCCCCCGAAGGAAUCCCGACGCAUCCCGCAAUCGGCCUCGACCCGAAACCCCGUCGCCUCGUCGCCCCUCAUUCCCCCGAGAAAAAGUCUCCGCUCGUCCGCUCCUCCGCCGCUCCUCCAAAUCGCCAUCGAUCCCCCGGCCUGCCGCUCAUCUUCUCCGGCCAGGCUCGCCCGCAGAUGCCCGCCCUCCACCCUGCAGACGCCCGCCCUCCACCCUGCAGCCCCCUCCUCCCGCUACCCUCCAGGCCCUGCCCGGCAGUCCGGCACCACCAAAUCCCAAUCGCCCCCAUGGAGGUCGCGAGCUCCCCGGUCGGUACAGGCUGAGCGCGGCUCCUCCCUCUACCUCGCGAGGUGGCCUUCACCGACGACCGACGACUGCCGACGCCGACCUCUCUCCAGCACGUGCGCCGCUUCUCCAAACCCUAGUUCAUCCACAUCGCCCACCACCGGCAACAGCCUGCAUCCGAGAUGGCUGAAUCUGUGGAGGAAGUUCCGGAUGUUGGUGCUAAAGCCAAGAAGACCGUGAAGGUGAUGACUUGGACCCCUCCUAUGUCAGCAUGCAUGAUGCGAUGUCUAGCCGGCAUAGCGGCGAAAGGUGUGAAGACAGACAAAGGAUUCAAAGAGAUACAUAUUACUCAAGCUGCAAAAGCUUUGACUAAACUUGUCGGUUACGAAGUGACUACCACCCAAGUGACCAAUCAUCUACGCAAGUGGAAGAUAAGGUAUCAACGAAUUGAAAAGUUGAGGGUAUUAAGCGGGGCACUUUGGGAUGAUGAUAAAAAAAUGAUUCUUCUAGACGAGCAACAUUAUUUGGGCCACACUCAGGACACUCCUAAGGAUGCUGAAUUUCUGAACACACCACUUGUCAACUUCGAGUAUAUGGAAGCUUGCUUUGCCGAUAAGCUAGCAACAGGAAAGUUUGCAAUGGGGUCAAAUGAGCCUUUGGGGAAACCCGUUGAGGUAGAGUGUCCAGAGAAUACUAUUGAUUUGGAGGGCCAAGACACAAGUGGUGAAGGUUUUGUGGGAGGUCAAGCCAACUUUCAAUCUGGUGUUCAAGGCGUUGGGACAACUACUCCUUCACCACCUUCGAGCUCAAAUAAGAAGAGGAAGAGGACCUCUGUUUUGUGUGAGGAAGAUAAAAUUCAGGUAAACAACAUGUCUGAUGCAUUGCGUCAUGUGGCUGUGGCUAUCAAUAACACAUGCCAUACCGAAACACAUCCAGAUCUGUAUCAGGCUGUUAUGGACCUUACUGGUUGUGAUAUGGAUCAAAAGUUGGCUGUUCUGGAUUAUUUGACGGAGCAUAAGGGUCAAGGUCUUAAUUUCGUCAAGAUGGAAGCUGAAGUUCGUCAAGCUGCGUUCAAGCGUAUCAUAGCCAAAAAUCCCGAUCUUGUUUGACUUGAUGUUCAUGCGACUAGAAAAACUAUCUAUGCUGUAAUGGUAAUUAUAACUUAUGGAUAUCUAUUUUAUGCAAUAUGGAUCAGUAGGUAGCAUGUAUGCAUGCAGACUUGGUGAUAUAAAGUUAUUUUGGAA
Lolium perenne is the source of this 1561-nucleotide messenger RNA. RefSeq lists its product as uncharacterized. The record is from RefSeq and is a predicted model, not a curated record. NCBI's taxonomy places the organism in Eukaryota, Viridiplantae, Streptophyta, Magnoliopsida, Poales, Poaceae.